Messenger RNA from Symbiodinium necroappetens, 1071 nucleotides. The record is from the annotation of a GenBank genome assembly. NCBI's taxonomy places the organism in Eukaryota, Dinophyceae, Suessiales, Symbiodiniaceae.
AUGGUGCUCAUUCCGAACUCCGACAUUGUCCUCUGGACUGGGCCGGUGACCAGCACGAAGGAAGUCUUCGAGAACCUGCGGCCGUACCUGGAUCCGCAGAAGACUUGCAUUGGCACGAUCUUCGCGCAAGGCCUCGUGCAUGUCUUGGCCCAGCGCACCUUCGGGCCCAGUAUUCGCUUCUUCGCCUUGCGCAACAUCCCCUGGCUCUGCCGGGUGGUGAAGGUUGGUGCGGAGUGUGAGAUUGUCGGAGCCAAGAGCAGCAUUGGGGUGAUGACAAUGAACCUCACCAAAGAGUGGGUCAAGACAGAGCUGGAACCGCUAUUCCUCGUCAAGAAGAUGGGGAAGCAUGAACCGGUCAUCGAGCUGCUUCCAGACUUCUGCCCGAUUGUUUUCAACCCAGCCAACCAGAUCAUCCAUCCCGCCCGCUACUGGGCCAUGUUCCGAAACUGGAACGGCCAGCCUCUUCCCAAGGACAUGGAGCCGCCUGAGUGGCUCUACAGGGACAUGGACGAGACUGCUGGACAGGUGUUGGAGGUGCUCGAUGAGGAGCUGCAGCACCUCAAGGAUGCCUUCCACCAGGCGGGGAACCCUGAGCUCUGCCAACAUGUCAUUCCCUUGGCCACGCGCCUGCUGGAGCAGUACGGCGACCAGAUUGCCGACAAGUCCACUAUGGCCAAGAUGGUCGGCACCAACAAGGCCUACUCUAUGGCAAGGACGCCCGUUCUACGAAGCAAGCAGGGAGUCAUGCCACAUCCCACGCACCGCGUGGUCACAGAUGACAUCGGCUGGGGCCUGUGUGUCUUGGUGUCCAUCGCCGAGCGCCUGCAGGAACUUGGCUUCCCGACUCCGACCACCAUGAUGCGGAUGCUCAUCGAGUGGCACCAGAAGCUGAUGGGCAAGGAGUACCUCUACAACGGUCAGCUGCGUGGGCGAGACUGCACGGAGUUGGUGCUGCUGGGUCCUGGGGACGACCUCGUGCUCGUGGCCAAGGGAGUCGAAGGUGGCCGCUCGGACCAUUGGAUCUCCAACGCCGAUGAGCAGGCUAUGGAGCCGCGCUACGGCAAUCCCUGA